AGUGAGAGGGAGCCGCAUGGAAGCCAACAGGAGCUUGGCCGUGCCAGCAACUUGAGCCCAUACUGGGGAGGCGGGUUCAACCCACAGCAAAGCCCGGGUCUGCUGUUCUUCUGACGUCCAGGGACAUCCCGACUCCUGUCUGAAGCCAUGGGCCCCUCCCACCCUGCACUCACACCCAUGACAAAGCUCGGCCUGUGGUGGCUCCUUCUGAUCCCAGCAGCGUCAGCGCAGCGAGUUCCCCACACCCAAGCCGAGGACCGCCUCUUCAAACACCUCUUUCGGGGCUACAACCGCUGGGCACGGCCAGUGCCCAACACCUCCGACGUGGUCAAUGUGCGCUUCGGGCUGUCCAUCGCCCAGCUCAUCGAUGUGGAUGAGAAGAACCAAAUGAUGACCACCAAUGUCUGGCUAAAGCAGGAGUGGAACGACUACAAGCUGCGCUGGAACCCGGCUGAUUUCGGCAACAUCACAUCCCUCCGGGUUCCUUCAGAGAUGAUCUGGAUCCCCGACAUAGUACUCUACAACAAUGCAGAUGGGGACUUCGCAGUGACCCACAUGACCAAGGCCCACCUCUUCUCCACGGGCACCGUGCACUGGGUGCCCCCCGCCAUCUACAAGAGCUCCUGCAGCAUCGAUGUCACCUUCUUCCCCUUCGACCAGCAGAACUGCAAGAUGAAGUUUGGCUCCUGGUCGUACGACAAGGCGAAGAUCGACCUGGAGCAGAUGGAGCAGACAGUGGACCUGAAGGACUACUGGGAGAGUGGCGAGUGGGCCAUCAUCAACGCCACGGGCACCUACAACACCAAGAAGUACGACUGCUGCGCCGAGAUCUACCCCGAUGUCACCUACUACUUUGUCAUCCGGCGCCUGCCUCUCUUCUACACCAUCAACCUCAUCAUCCCCUGUCUGCUCAUCUCCUGCCUGACCGUGCUCGUCUUCUACCUGCCCUCUGACUGCGGGGAGAAAAUCACCCUGUGCAUCUCUGUGCUGCUCUCGCUCACCGUCUUCCUUCUGCUCAUCACUGAGAUCAUCCCCUCGACAUCCCUGGUCAUCCCGCUCAUCGGCGAGUACCUGCUCUUUACCAUGAUCUUCGUCACGCUGUCCAUCGUCAUCACAGUCUUUGUGCUCAAUGUCCACCACCGCUCCCCUAGCACCCACAAUAUGCCCCGCUGGGUGAGGGUGGCCUUUCUGGGCUGUGUGCCCCGAUGGCUUCUGAUGAACCGGCCCCCACCCCCCUUGGAGCUUCAUGAGCCCCCAGAUGUGAAGCUCAGCCCCUCCUAUCACUGGCUGGAGACCAACGUGGAUGCAGAGAAGAGGGAGGAAGACGUGGAGGAGGAAGACAGAUGGGCAUCAUGUUCCUCCGUGGGUGUCCUCCACGGCCAUGGUGGUCUGCGCCAAGGGGCCGCGGGUCCCCAGGCAGAUGCCCAGCUGCAGAAGUGUGGGUUCCUGCUGUCCCCUCACAUGCAGAAGGCACUGGAAGGUGUACACUACAUUGCUGAUCACCUGCGGUCUGAGGAUGCUGACUGUUCGGUACAGGAAGACUGGAAGUACGUGGCCAUGGUCAUUGACAGGAUCUUCCUCUGGCUGUUUAUCCUCGUCUGUGUCCUGGGGACCGUGGGACUCUUUCUUCCUCCGUUUCUGGCUGGAAUGAUCUGAUUUCACGUCCCUCGCUUUGGCUCGAAGGUGGCACUGCUGACCAUGUUUGCUGCUGCCUCUAGAGUCUGCCUUUGGGGUCAACACCAUGUGACUGCAGGUGCCUCUCCAGAGUCCUGACACUGUCCCAGUCGUUGAAGACUUUCUUGCACAAAUUCACUUGACACCAUUGUGCUAUGUGCAGAGAAUCUGCUGUGCACAGAGCCCUGUUUGGGAUGCUGAGGAGCUCGGAAAAGAACUUACUCUGCAGGUUAUGGUACAAUGGUGACAACACGAAGCCGUGUAAGAUUCUCCUGAAGGAGUGACCCAACACUGACUGACAGAAGGGCCAAGCAAGGGGAGCAGAUGGCGGGGGUGGGGCCGGGUGAGAAGGAACAGAGGGACCUCGAAGGUGGGUUGCGUGGAGAAGAAGGAAGAGGGCGCUGCAGUAGGUGGAAGGACUGUGAGUAGUUUUGGAUUCAGGAAUGAGCCUGAGGUGUCAGAACAGCCAGGCUGAGGUGGGGCUGCAGUGUGGGGAGCAGUGGGAGGAGGUUGGUGAGACAGCUUGGGGUGUCUUUGAACCAGGUAGAGAACGAAGUUCAGAGCCUGAGUCCAUAGGUAUUAACAGCAGAGUGGUAAAGGUUUUCCAGAGGGGAGGAAGGGUGAGACAGGCUGCCAGGCUGCAGGUGGGGUGGAGGUGCUGGGUGGAGGCAAAGGAGGGUGCAUGGUAGCUGGACCACCCCCCCACCUGGAAGCUCUUGUGCGCUCCCCCCCCCCACCUUCCCUCCUGCAAACUGGCUCAGCACCAGCUGGCCCCCAGAGGUUUGGCCACGCUGAAAGCCCCUGUGCCCAGGGCACCACCUGUCCUUAAACACACAUGGACAAACCCCAAGGCCAUCCAGAGCCAUUGUCGAUCCAGCUCCAGCUUGCAGUUUGCUCCCUCCCCAGGGUGAGUGGUAGUCGGCACUCAACAGUUCUGAGUGACUGAAGGGAGUGAGUGGAUUGCUUUGCACCUCAGACUGCUGUGGAAAUGCAAACAUGGCAGGACCAGGACUGCUUCCCUCUCCAGCCUGCCCUCCCUCUCCUUCCCAAAGCCCCAUGAUGCGUCUGACCCACCCUGAACCAUACUGUGCAAUCUAUUCUCCCACCUUGGAUCCAGCAACCCACAGCCCUCAGCAGCAGCCGGAGCCUAGAGGAGCUGUGGCCCCCAUGGGAUCCGGCCUCGCCCCUGCCCCAUCCAGCCCCAGAGGGCAGAACCCCAGCAGCUAACAAAUGCAGGCACUAGAUUCUCCAGACAGUGUGGGGACCUGGAACAGGAAUCCAAGUAGGACAAGCUUCCAGUUUCCCUUCAGCCUUUGGAGUCCCCUCCUUCCAAACCCCCACUUGCCUCUCCCUGGCACCCUAGGGGAAACCCAUGGCACCCCAGCCUAGGCCUCUGCUCCUCAGUUCUCUCUCAAGACCCCUCACUCAGUGACUCAUUCUGGUUUCCAGCCCCUCCUUGGUCCUGUGCCCAUAGCACACCCAAUCUCCUUCCUCCCUCCUGGGUCCCUAGCCUGGAUCUCCUGGUGUGAUGAUGUUCCUUCAUAUUAGUCUGUCUCCCAUCCAUCUUGCAUGUGCGUAAAGAAAUCAAAUAAAACCAAAGCUGCUGUUCCUUGAACUGUGGGACCUCUCCUCAGCAUCCCCAGGACCACCCAAGCCUCCCCCAGAAACCUGGGGGUUUGGAUGCCAUCUAGGAGAGUGCCCCUCCACUGACAUUCCUCAUGGCCAUGUAGGGGGCUGCCCUGGGUCCCGUUCGGUCAGGCAACUGGGCUGGGGCACAUACCUGACCCCACUGCCCAGGCGUCCCCAGACACCCCUGGGUUCAGCCCCGCAUCAGCCCUGGAUCUAUGCCCAACUGAGUACAGUCAAUUUCUUCCAGGGCUGUGGCUUGAGGUCAAAACGCCCCCAUAAACAGCAAAAAAGCAAUCAAACCACAAAGCAAAUGGUACAAUUUUAAUUCAUCCACAAGUCAAUUAGAAAGAACGUAAAGAGUAUUCUGCACAAACACUAGAGAGGAGGAGGGAGGGAGCUGAUGAGAAAGAGGAGAAAAAAGGAGGAGGAGGAAGAAAAGGAGGAAGAAAGAAGGAGGGUGCGAAAUAAGGAAAGAAAGAGAAAAGUGGGCACAAGAAUGAGAGCGGAUUGUGGUCCAAGUCUUGUUUGGCCCUGUCUCCCCUUCUCCUUGACACUUGCCGUGUUGACAACACAGCGUCCUGUGCCCAGAUUCCGAAUAACUUGUUGCUGGACUGUGUUCCAGGUCCCCCCUCAGGGGGACACAUGGCUAUCAGUCCAUACCAAACUCACAUUAAAUAAAUUCCACUAUACACUGUA
This is a messenger RNA of Rhinolophus ferrumequinum (greater horseshoe bat), 3999 nucleotides long. RefSeq names its product cholinergic receptor nicotinic alpha 2 subunit (gene CHRNA2). Gene Ontology annotation, biological process: chemical synaptic transmission; monoatomic ion transmembrane transport; regulation of membrane potential. The record is from RefSeq and is a predicted model, not a curated record. Gene Ontology annotation, molecular function: transmembrane signaling receptor activity; acetylcholine-gated monoatomic cation-selective channel activity. NCBI's taxonomy places the organism in Eukaryota, Metazoa, Chordata, Mammalia, Chiroptera, Rhinolophidae. Gene Ontology annotation, cellular component: neuron projection; postsynaptic membrane; synapse. The transcript has 6 exons. Bases 148 to 1656 code for a protein of 502 amino acids.